AUCAUCCUUCACCGAAUCCAACUCGAUUUAGGUUGCACCAGGAGUCAGAAUGGCGUCCAUCUCCUUCUCCUUGCCCAAGGCAUCCCUCUUCAAGUUCCCACCCGCCACCAACCCGGGCUUCGUUCCUCCUCCCCCAGCCGGCCCCAACUCCUCGACAGUCUUUGACAUCCCCGAUGAUGUCUACUACGCCUGGUUGGACCCCAAGGUCCCUCUCACGAUCGCUACCGUCUACGCCGUGACCGCCAAGCUCCUCAACAUCUACAACAAGUCCACCGGCAAGAAGCCCUGGGCCAUCAGCAAGACCAGGCCUUUCCACUGGUUCGUCAUUGCCCACAAUGUCUUCCUCGCUGUAUACUCGGCCUGGACCUUCAUUGGCAUGCUCGGUGCCGUCCGCCGCUCCUUCGUGAGCCCCUUCGGUCCUGAGGGCCUGGCUGGUUUCGUCGACUCCGUCUGCCGCAUCAACGGUCCCGCUGGUCUCAGCAACUCUGUCUUCUACAACGAUGAGGCUGGUGCUUUCCAGACCUACUCUCCCCACGUCACCCUCGGUGCCGAUGGCAACCCCAGCCGCUUCGACUCUGGCCGUCUGUGGAACGAGGGUCUUGCUUUCUACGGCUGGAUCUUCUACCUCUCCAAGUUCUACGAGGUCGUUGAUACCCUCAUCAUCCUCGCCAAGGGCAAGCUUAGCUCCACUCUCCAGACCUACCACCACGCCGGUGCUAUGCUCUGCAUGUGGGCUGGUAUGCGCUACAUGUCCACUCCUAUCUGGGUCUUCUGCUUUGUCAACUCCUUCAUCCACGCCCUGAUGUACACCUACUACACCGUUACUGCCUUCAAUAUCCGCGUUCCUACCCCCAUUAAGCGUACCCUCACCAGCAUGCAGAUUACCCAGUUCCUUCUCGGUGCCUCCUACGCCAUCGUCCACUCCUUCGUCUCCUACACUAUCCCCGUUGUGGUCGCCAACCCCGAGAAGACUGCUUCCGCUGUCGAGGCCGCCAGCACUGUUGUUGACAGCCAGAAGGUCCUUGUCUUUGGCAAUGCUACUCGCGUCGACGCCGCCGAGGCCACCUAUGGCCAGCGCGUUGUUCCCUGCGUCACCAGCAACAACUCCACCUUUGCCAUCUGGCUCAACGUCUUCUACCUUGCUCCUCUCACCUAUCUCUUCAUCUCUUUCUUCAUCGAGAGCUACACGCGCCGCAGCAACGCUGCUGAGAAGACCAAGAACGCCAAGCCCGUCGACAACGUCGCCAUGGCUGAGAAGGCAGGGUGGGAGGCUGCCAAGAAGAUGGAGGGUGAGGUCUAUGGUGAGACUAAGGAGGACACCUACGAGGCUCGCACCACCCGCUCUGCCUCCAAGCGUACCCUUCGCCAGCGCGCUUAAACAAUGUCUGACCACUUUGACCACUAUCCGAUCUGGAGUUAGCCCUAUAACCUCCAGUAUGUCCAGUAUGAAUGGGGGUUAUGCGCUCCGCAAGUCCGGUCGUGAUCCAGACCUGGCGAUAGCCUCAAGAGGCCAGAUGAUGUCAGCUCUCAUCCGGUAUCUCUUCUUUCUUCGCUACUUGUUCUCCGCUUGGAGCCAACAAAACAGGUGAAGUGGGGAAAAACAAAAAAAGAAACAAAAAAAAGACUGACAUACAGAGAUACCCGAUUCUCUGCGCCGCGCCCACGCCUCAAUGGUAUGUGGGUAAACACCCGUGUUUCUCAAGGCGGUAGCAGAUUAUCUCAAAGCCAAGAGCAGGGCCACUCGGCUGUUCAAGGUUGUUCGAAGAUAGGAAACAAGGAACUUUGUGGUUCUCUUAGAUGAGGGAUGAUUAACGUUGAUUGGGUUUUAUUAGCAUAAGGAAAGAGAAAAGGGAAGGGAAAUAGCAUGGGACGGGUAUUUUGCUUGGGUUAUCGGCAUAUCAUUAUUUCAUCAGCACAUUUUGGCAUUUCAUAGAAUACAACUGUUCAUGGUCCAUCUUCAAA
Molecule: messenger RNA, 1962 nt
Organism: Neurospora tetrasperma FGSC 2508
Lineage: Eukaryota; Fungi; Ascomycota; Sordariomycetes; Sordariales; Sordariaceae
Exons: 2
Coding region: 50-1378 (442 amino acids)
Biological process (GO): very long-chain fatty acid biosynthetic process; fatty acid elongation, polyunsaturated fatty acid; fatty acid elongation, monounsaturated fatty acid
Cellular component (GO): endoplasmic reticulum membrane
Molecular function (GO): fatty acid elongase activity
Source: RefSeq, a predicted model, not a curated record